AUGCGGUGGUGCCUUGCGUUGCUUCUCUGCAGCUUCUUGGCCGCGGUAAAUGCUCUGAGUAGCUCUGGUAGCCGUUUGUUGGUAGUUUUGGACGAGAGCGAGAAGAGCCCUUACUCAACCCUGUGGGCGGAUUUGGAAGCUCGAGGAUACGACCUGACAUUUGAAGGACCCAAGAGCGACAAGCUGUCCCUCUUCCAACAUGGUGAAAGAGCUUACGACCAUCUCCUGGUUCUACCACCGAAGUCAAAAGGACUCGGCCCCUCCCUCACCCCGAAACACAUCCUAGAUUUCCUUGACAAGGACGGCAACAUUCUCCUCGCCCUCUCUGGCAAGUCUGCGACCUCCAGCUCUAUCAGCUCCCUCCUCCUCGAAGUCGAUGUUCACCUCUUGAAUGAUCGUUCCGCUGUCGUUAUCGACCAUUUCAACUACGAUACUCUCUCAGCCGCUGAGAAGCAUGAUGUCCUUCUUCUUCAGCGUCCGGGACCACUGCGUUCUGACGUCAAGUCCUUUUUCGAUGGCGAGGGUGUUCUUGCUCUUCCUCGAGUAGCUCCCCAGACCUUGUCCAGCGACAGUCCUUUGCUUGCGCCCAUUCUGCGAGCUCCUGCCACUGCCUAUUCCUAUAACCCUAAAAAUGAGAUCCCAUCAGCCGACGAGAUCGAGUCGACUGGUUCCCAGCUGAACAUUGUGUCGGCUAUGCAGUCCCGUAACUCUGCUCGCUUCGUUGUCCUAGGAUCUGUGGAAUCACUAGAGGAUAAGUGGUUCGAGGCUUCUGUCAAGGCCCCCAACGGCAAGAAGACUCCCACCGUGAAUCGCGAGUUCGCCAAGCAAUUGACCGCAUGGGCUUUCAAGGAGACCGGUGUCUUGAAGGUUGGAACUAUCGAACACCACCUGGCCACUGAUGGCGAGGUUUCUGCCGAAGAUUUGAACCCCAAGAUCUACCGUAUCAAGAACGAGACGGUCUUCAACAUCGAGAUCUCCGAGUACGUCUAUGACAAGUGGGUUCCCUUCGAGAUCUCUGGUGAUGAUGAGCUGCAGCUGGAAUUCAGCAUGCUGUCGCCCUUCCACCGUCUGGCCCUCCAGCCGAGCCGCCAGACCGAGACUAGCCAGGUGUACAGCGCCCAAUUUAUCGUCCCGGACCAGCAUGGAAUCUUUUCCUUCCGUGUCAACUUCAAGCGACCCUUCCUCACUAACAUUGAGGAGAAGCACGAGGUGACCGUGCGCCAUUUUGCUCACGACGAGUACCCGCGCAGCUGGGCCAUCAGCGGUGGCUGGGUCUGGAUCGCCGGACUCUGGUCGGUCAUUGGAGGGUUUCUGGCAUUUGUCGUUGUCUGGUUGUACUCAGCCCCUGUGGUUGAUAAGACCAAGAAGACGCAGUAG
Molecule: messenger RNA, 1377 nt
Organism: Penicillium taxi
Lineage: Eukaryota; Fungi; Ascomycota; Eurotiomycetes; Eurotiales; Aspergillaceae
Product: dolichyl-diphosphooligosaccharide-protein glycotransferase
Exons: 4
Coding region: 1-1377 (458 amino acids)
Cellular component (GO): oligosaccharyltransferase complex; endoplasmic reticulum membrane
Source: RefSeq, a predicted model, not a curated record